This is a messenger RNA of Penicillium verrucosum, 597 nucleotides long. RefSeq lists its product as uncharacterized. The record is from RefSeq and is a predicted model, not a curated record. The transcript has a single exon. Lineage: Eukaryota; Fungi; Ascomycota; Eurotiomycetes; Eurotiales; Aspergillaceae. Bases 1 to 597 code for a protein of 198 amino acids.
AUGCUUCAACUCGGGGUUUAUCGCAUCCUACGGAUUUUCUGGAUUACCCUUGACUUUUGGUUCAACACUGAUCAAUCUUUCUUCCCCACAAGCCAAGCCCAACAGAGCGGCAAGCUGUCAGAAUCAGUCCCACUUGAAAUCCUAACUCCUUUGUCUAGUGCCCUGGAGAACGAAAUGUCAUCUGACUCGAUCGAAUUGCAAAGCUGGGAAGAAAUCUACAAAGAAGAGUGCCUUAGCUUCAAGUCCAGUCUAGAGACCCAAGCUCAGAUUUUGAGAAAUGAUCCGGAAGGUCAAGGAGUAUAUCGUAUCAAGGAUGUCCGCAAAGAACUAAUCUCACUUUCUCAUCAGGCGGAGCGAAUCAAGGAGGCUGCAUUUGAGAUGGUCGACGAGACUCCCGACAGUGUAUAUGUCCGCAACGCAACUCCCGGGUGGCUCUCCUCCCGACUUGGAGAUCCGCAGUUAGAACAGGUAUGUAUUAGCAUGGAAUACAGUUUGGACCGACUGGCAUUUGAACUUAGAUCCGACCCGUCAAUGGACCUUAUGGUCGCUGCACACCUUGAGCAAAUGACUGACGAUAUUGAGAUGGACUUUCUUUAA